CGAUCUUCAACCUCAAGUGAUACCCUUGACUUCGUUAUCAAAAACAAGACUCGUUAUAACGCUUUUUUUAAAACCGAACUUGAUUCCUUACUCAUUUCUCUUGGUAUUGAGACACUCAUAAUCGCUGGUGCAGAGACAAAUUUAUGUUGUGAAGCAACUGCAAGAAGUGGUUUUGACCAUGAUUAUAAUAUUAUUUUCCUUAAAGAUGCAACUGCCACUGAGAACGAUGAGAUGCACAAGGCAACUUUGCGCAAUUUAAAAUAUGGAGUGGCCAAAAUCUCUACUGUUACUGAG
This is a messenger RNA of Funneliformis mosseae, 294 nucleotides long. The record is from the annotation of a GenBank genome assembly. Lineage: Eukaryota; Fungi; Glomeromycota; Glomeromycetes; Glomerales; Glomeraceae.